Messenger RNA from Synchiropus splendidus (mandarinfish), 7560 nucleotides. RefSeq names its product ankyrin repeat and sterile alpha motif domain containing 1B (gene anks1b). Bases 2839 to 6684 code for a protein of 1281 amino acids. Gene Ontology annotation, cellular component: cytosol. The transcript is spliced from 28 exons. The record is from RefSeq and is a predicted model, not a curated record. Gene Ontology annotation, molecular function: protein binding. NCBI's taxonomy places the organism in Eukaryota, Metazoa, Chordata, Actinopteri, Syngnathiformes, Callionymidae.
AAUUCGGGGAAUCCGCUCUUCUGGGAAAGAUGCCUGAAAAUUUAUGGUGUCGCCGAGGUCAGGUUUCCAAUGGCAGAGGAAGCGUUGGCUGAGAGGAGUGAUGUGGCGAGGGUGUGUGGAACCACUGACACCAGGAGGAACGUUGGUGAUGAGAGUGGAGCUUUGAUCCUGGCAGUGAAUCCUCAGAGCUGCCACUCGGUGAAGUGAAACACCUGUAGAAGGUGAUCUUGUUGUCCAACCUGGGACCCUCCACCUACUCCAGAUCACUCUGGAGUCUGUGAGCUCCAGGUUCUCUGGUACCUGAUGGAGUCUCCCUUUCAAGCUGGAAGUCGAGUUGAAGGCGUCGGUGCUGAGUUCAGUGAUGGAAAACACCAACUCAGAAAGACGUAGAUAAAGAAGAAGAACCGAGGUGUUGUGGCGCUGCUGUGGAGACUGUUAUCUCACGCUCAGGUGCAGCGGGGCCCAGGAAGUCUGGUCACACCAUCAAAGUCACAUUUCUGCUCUUGUGUAACGUCUUGGAACCACCCUUUGGAGCAGGGUUUAUUCCAGCGCUGGAGAUAGCAGAGGCUGGCGGCCUGGACCUGGGUCUACAGUCCUACAGUCUCGACUGAGAAGGUCCAGAUGCCAGUGAGGUUUGAGCAGGCGAUGAGAGGGGCCCACUUGCUGUUGGCCUCGGGGCCCUCAUGAGUGCUGCUGUAGAGCAUCGUCUUCUGUAAGAGGAGGACCAGGCCCUGAGUGGAAGACAUCAACCCCAACACCUCCCUGCAGGAUGGAGAGUUGAGAGUGUUGACGCCGUACCACCACCUCUCUGUGUCCAUGAGUUCCCUGAGGUCAGGCUCGGAAGGUCGCUCCCUGUGGGACUCGAACCCCCGACUCAGUGACGUGAGGCUCAAUACCUCUCCCUCGAGGUUCUGCCCAUGAGCAAGGCGCCUGCUCAGCAGCGCCCCCACCCCAGACAGCAUCAACACAGAAUACGUGAAUAUGAACUCUGAAGCUCUGUCUGUUCCUCCUUCCUUUGUUCUCUGCUGGUGAAGCAACAUCAACUGGAGAUCUGAUGUUGUUCUUCUGCGUCACGAGUCUGGUGACGGAUGGUCUGUCGGAGACGCAUGACGCGGCGCCGGCACCUCCCUCUAAUCUCUGCCCGUGUGACCUCUCAGAGCGACCCCUCGCAUUCCUCAGGCCUCCUCCUUGAUAGCAGCUGAUGAAGAGAGGAGCCGGUCGCCGUCGUGCUGUUGGCAAGGCCAUCGGCGCGUUGCCGCGGCGCCGGCUGCUGCGAUGCGGGGAGAACGAGCCCUCCGACAGUGACAGAAACGGAUCAGAUCCGGUGCAGGAAUGUCGCACCUUGUUGAGGAGCUGGACACUCUUGGCUGCACCAGUACUGGAGUCGAUUUGGGCUCCACUGAAGGUCCAGCUGGACAGAUAAGAGGCGGAGUCGAUCACUUCUGAUCUCUCCAUGAACACAGUACAAGGUUCAGUGGUGGGUGACGACGGAGGGGGGGGAGUUGAACCCAAGACCUGAGGGUUCGGCAUCUGCUGCAGGAGGCUCACCACCAGUGGUUUUCAUCUUGCAGAAGACACCUUUUCUUCAGGAAAGUCUUUCAUCACACACCUACACACUCGCACCGCUGUCCUUGUGGGGACCUCAUCACCCUUUCCCCAGCCUCUCCCCCCUCAACCUAACCAUCCAUCACCUCUGAACCAUUGAGUCUAAUGGUCCCCACAAGUGCAGCUGAAGAAGGUUCACAGGUUGGAUCACGUGAUGAACACACCUCCUCUCUCUGCCUGUGAAUAUCACACUCACCAGUGUCUUUCAUGUUGAGCAUCUGUUGGAGUAGCAGAACACGGCUCUCCUCUGGGUGAGGAGCCAGGGUUCAGCCGUGUGUGUGUGUGUAGUGAAACCCACUGAAGUGGCUCCUGGAGUCGGGUCCUGGGGCCGGUGGUGCAGCGGACGCUGCAGCCAGCUGAAGCUGCUGACGUGGCGGAGCUGAUGCUAUCGGUCUGUGCCAGGCUUCCUGGAGCCGCUGCACAUGAACCGACUGACGUGGCUCCUCGUGUGGCGUCGCCUUCAGCGGCUGCAACCAGUCACCGGGAACUCACCUCAGUCUGGUGUGAGCCUGUCACAUGCAGCUGCGCAUGGAGCAAAACAGAGCAAGAAAGGACAGAUGAUAGCAAAGACAGAGAAAGGAGGAAGGAAAGGAACCGUAGCCGACCCUGAACACAGCGUAACUAGCACAACAUCGGGAUCAAAAACGGAGGAGGCGGCCGUGAAAACUGAACCAGAGAGGCCGACGUGAGGACGUUCUCACGCCCGUCACCUGACAGCAGAGGUGGGACCACAGGACACACAAGCUGCUCAGAUGGGUCUCUAUCUUCUCUUGAGCUGAGUGCUCGAUGACGGCCUCGCUGCCUUGCCUUGUGACUACAUUCCAAGGUCCUGCUGCACCAAGUCAUCUCCUGCAGCGGCGCGUAGCAGGGUUUGUUUUGGUCAGAACAUUUCAGGCUUCUCCUGAACUGUCAUCGUCCUCAACACGCUUCCUUCAGCAGGAUCUGGGGAUUAAACACCCAAGUUUCUGAAUAAAAGUAUUUUCUUUGCAUCACACGGACGAUAGAUGUGGAGUAUCUGAAGUACAGAGUCGGGCUUUUGGUCACCGGUGUGAGCCUCGACUAGCUUAGCAACCAUGCUAACAGUUGCUAAUGUGGAGCUAAUGUCGUCUCCUGAAAGCAACACGUCAGGUCUCCUUGUGAGAACCAAGGAUCCAAACCACCUGAGUGAAGGAAGGUGAAGACACAUCUGCAGAUCAUGGUGGUGGCCAGUUCCACCACACAGCUGAUAUCAGCAUGUGGAAGGGCCUGAACGUCAACUGCACCGACAGCUCGGGAUACACGCCGCUGCACCACGCCGCGCUCAACGGACACAGAGAUGUGGUGCUCAAGCUCAUCCAGUUUGAGGCGUCCACCAACGUGGCCGACAGCAAGGGCUGUUUCCCGCUGCACCUGGCGGCCUGGAGGGGCGACGUGGACAUCGUGCGAAUCCUCAUCCACCACGGACCCUCGCACUGCCGAGUCAACCAGCAGAACCACGAGAUGGAAACGGCUCUCCACUGCGCGGCCCAGUACGGCCACUCGGAGGUGGUGUCGGUGCUGCUGCAGGAGCUGACGGACCCCACCAUGAGGAACAGUCGGCAGGAGACGCCGCUGGACCUGGCUGCUCUCUACGGUCGUCUGCAGGUGGUGUGCAUGUUGGUCGACGCCCACCCCAACCUCAUGACCUGCCACACUCGGCGACACACCGCGCUGCACCUGGCCGCACGCAACGGCCACUACAGCACUGUCCAGACGCUGCUGGAGGCGGGAAUGGACGUCAACUGCCUGACAGAGAACGGCAGCGCGCUGCACGAGGCUGCCCUCUACGGCAAGAUGGACGUCGUCCGACUGCUGCUAGAAUCAGGGAUCGACACCAGUCUGAAGGAUUGUCAGGGGAGAACCGCUCUGGAGAUCCUCCGAGAACAUCCUGCCCCCAAGUCGCAGCAGAUCACCGCUCUCAUCCAAGAGCACGUGACGGAGGAGCAGGAGAGGCGCAGCGUCAUGGAGGAGCCGGUCCGCAAGUGUCCGGUACCUGCCCCCAGAACCUCCAUCUCCUCACCGUCUGCCUCCCCGUCCCUCAGGCACAAGAAUGACGCGGUGACCAGUGAGCUCUCCAAACUGCUCCAUGAGAUCAAGAAGUGCCGAGACAGAGACUACUCCUUCGAGGAGCUCUGCCACACCAUCUCCUCUCACUCCAUGGACAGCUUCGGCAGUGGAAGACUGUCGGACGAGGAGCGUCCCGAUCGACCCAAUGGCACUCUGACCCGGGUCAGCAAGCAGCCGACUCCGCCUCUGGCAGCUGCUGGAGAGGAGGAGGAGAUGGAGAAGAGCUGCGGACCCACCGGGUUCUGGGAAGCUUUAACGCCCUGCAACGGCUGCCAUCACCUUGGAUUCUCCAGCCUGUCUGAGGACUCGAAGCGCUCUGUGGAGAUAUUAAAGUCACCAUCGCUGGACGUCUUCCUGCCGGAGGACGAGGACAACCCGUAUGAGUCAGUGACCACCGCCGUCACCCACAAACCCUGCUCACUGGACAUCAACCAGAGGAUCAGCACCUGUCCACGCACCGGUCACUUGUCCCAUGCAGCAUCGAGUGAAGCGGAGCUUGGUAACCAUGGCAACAGUUCAACAGGCCCCACUCCAGACUGCUCGCCCCCCUCCCCUGACACAGCCCUGAAGAACAUCGAAAGAGUUAUCCGCCCACAGCCGAAACAAAGGACCUCCUUGUCCUCCUCCCUGGACGUCCAGAGGCCGGUCAACCACAGCUGCGAGCCCAGUGAGGUGAGCUCGUCGCUGGGCUACGCUAGCUUCGGCACCAGCCCCCCAGCCAGCCCCCCUCUGAGCCCCAACCAAGAGGACUCUGCCGGCUCCAACGACGACUGCCAGCUCACUGACGACGGGCCGUACCAGCGAGAUCCACCCGCACUCCGCUCCUCCUCCACCUCCAGUAGUCUUCAGGAGGAGCGCAGGAAGAGCCACAUCCCUGAGGAGUUUGUCGGCCUGCUGCAUGGAUCCUCCCCCGCAUGUGAAACACCAGACACCCCGUACCAAAUCUACUGCGCCAAACCCCGCAAGUAUGCUUCUGCAUGUGUCCAGAGCAGCCGCCGCCAGACCCCGGACCUGCGUGUCGUGAUUGAAGGAGGACCAACUCGGGUCAGCUCCAGCUUGGAGACAAGAUCGUCCAAGGACUCUGACAAGCCCCAAGUUGUCUACAGAACUGUACUGCAAACCCGGGUGAACCAGGACCAGGCGGCGUCCACACACAGCGAGGUGGUGGUUCUACAGAGUGGGUGGCCAACCGUCGGCGGCUCGCCACUCUCCUCUUCCGGUUACAACGGAGAGCUUUGUGAAGGUCAACCAGGCAACGCCAAGGACGGCACCAGCUUCGAGGACAGGGCUUGUACUCUGGGGAGGAUGAGGUCGAUGCCCCGCAGUGUUCUGGACCUGCAGCUUUCCAAGUCGCUCUCCAAGUCCGACUCUAACCUGGUGGCCGUGUCGCCCAUUCAGGAGGAACACAGUUGGGGCUCUGGAUCUCGAGGCCAGGGUCCCAGCAGUCCAAGCCCAGGUGAAGGUGCGAGUCCGGGUGGAAGACUGGAGAGAACCCCGUCCUUCACAGCAGAGUGGGAAGAGAUUGACAAGAUCAUGAGCUCCAUCGGAGCUGGGAUCGGAACCGGCCUGGACAUGAAGGAGAACGCUGCAGGUCCCCGCUGCCCGAUGCAGUCCGUGGGUCAGUGGCUCGACUCCAUCGGCUUGGUCCAGUAUGAGAACCACCUGCUGGCUAACGGCUUUGACAACGUGCAGUUCAUGGGCAGCAAUGUGGUCGAGGACCAGGAUCUACUGGAGAUCGGGAUUCUCAACUCGGCCCACAGACAGCGCCUCCUGCAGGCCAUACGGCUGCUGCCCAGGGUGCGGCCCAUUGGCUACGAUGGCAACAACCCCACGUCGGUGGCCGAGUGGCUGGAGUCCCUGGAGCUGGGCGACUACACCAAGUCCUUCCUCAUCAACGGCUACACAUCCAUGGAGCUGGUCAAGAAGAUCUGGGAGAUCGAGCUCAUCAACGUGUUGAAGAUCAGCCUCAUCGGACAUAGGAAACGGAUCUUGGCCUCACUGGGGGACCGGCUACACGACGACACGCCACAAAAGCCUCCAAGAGCCAUUUCGUUAAGGGAGCCUGGCGGGAACCACACGCCCCCUCAGCUGAGCCCCUCGGUCGGCCAGGCGGCGUACACGGCGGGCGUCCCGGGCGGCUCGCUGGACGUGCAGCACCUCAUCAUGCAGGCGGACGCUCGGCGCAGGCAGCGCAGCAACGACAACUACUUCGACGACGUGCCACGGUCCAAGCUGGAGCGGCAGAUGGCCCAAGUCAGCAUGGCCGGGGAGUGGUGUGAGCCCAUCACACUGCGUCCGCCCAACGAGGCCACGUCGUCCACCCCGGUGCAGUACUGGCAGCACCAUCCCGAGAAGCUCAUCUUUCAGUCCUGCGACUACGAAGCCUACUACCUGGGCUCCAUGCUGGUGAAGGAGCUGAGGGGGACCGAGUCGACGCAGGACGCCUGUGCCAAGAUGAGGAAGUCCACGGAACAGAUGAAGAAAGUGCCGACCAUCAUCCUGUCUGUGUCCUACAAAGGAGUCAAGUUCAUCGACGCCACCAACAAGAACAUCAUCGCAGAGCACGAGAUCCGGAACAUCUCGUGUGCGGCUCAGGAUCCAGAUGACCUGUCGACCUUUGCCUACAUCACCAAAGACCUCAAGUCCAGUCACCACUACUGCCACGUCUUCACUGCUUUUGAUGUGAACUUGGCGUACGAGAUCAUCCUGACGCUGGGCCAAGCCUUCGAGGUGGCCUACCAGCUGGCCCUGCAGGCCAGGAAGAGCGGCCACGGCUCCUCCACGCUGCCGGAGAGUUUCGACAGCAAGCCUGGCAAGCCGGUGCCCAAACCCCGGAUCAACAUCCGAAAAUCUAUGGAGCAGCCGUCCAUGGACCAGAAGGGCCACGCCAACGUGCCGUGGAUUGUGGAGCCGGGUCAGGAGGCCAAGAGAGGAGUCAACACAAAGGCAGUGGCGGACGCUCAUGUCUAUUACUGUGGAUUACAGAGAAUGUAGCCAGCCCUAAACACGGACCUUGUCCAACAUACAAUGCAAAAACUGAAGGAGCGUCGCGUUCGCUUUCGAAAGAACUACAAACAUGGACGCUACCGGACGGUGUUUAAGGUUGACUACCGUGUUUUCCCGCCACAGUAGACGCUCACACAGCCAGCAGGAGGUGCUUUGAAUGUAAAUGUGACCCCGGCGCCGCCCGCCCCGCGCCGGGCCGGGUCGCCCCCCGAGGGCCGGCAGGUGACCCCGCUGAAUCGGCAUGGAUUUUAGGACUUCAUUUUUAGCUUUUUUUUUUUUUUCUUUCCAGUCAGAAAAGAUAUAUGCACAAGCGUGUCGCUGCGGCAACGCGCUCGCGAUGCAGGCGUCGCCCUCCAGGGGGCGUCUCAUCUGAGGGUGGAAAAAGAACAAGCUUUCUCUUGGUAUUGCCAGACAUUUUAACGUUGACUAUGAGAGUAUUCUAUGACCAUGAUUCUUCUUGUGCAAUUCUCGUCCGAUGUCGUCUUUACGUCACAUUAUUUUUCUAUGGUCUGUUGAAGUGGGGGACCCUCCGCCACCUCUCAAGGCGCUCGGCUCUUGGCUAGCAGAAGUACUAUUUUAACAGCGGUGUAACUGUAUGAUUUGCGGCUCUGUACAUAGUUCUGUUGCUCAUACGUGUGGAGGCGCGAGGCCUCGGCGCUUCCUGCCACUGGAAACGAACAAAGGUACCGUGUGUGAAGAAGAGCGCCGGACUGUGUGUGCAGUCAGAGCUGCACUGGUGACAUCACUGCUGAGCGACUCAUGUACAUAGGCUUGGGGCUUCCAGCACACUGAUUUUGUAAUUUUUGCCGUUCGGCCUAUUUAUAUCCUUGUAAAGCACAUGAAAUAAAAGACUUCUACAACCGA